This is a messenger RNA of Saprolegnia parasitica CBS 223.65, 800 nucleotides long. RefSeq lists its product as hypothetical. NCBI's taxonomy places the organism in Eukaryota, Oomycota, Saprolegniomycetes, Saprolegniales, Saprolegniaceae. The coding region runs from base 45 to 800 and encodes 251 amino acids. The record is from RefSeq and is a predicted model, not a curated record. The transcript is spliced from 5 exons.
UCUACAACACAUAUGCACGCUGCAACGACGGCGUCAAGAGUAACAUGAUUCUGCGCGACUUGUUGCAAUCGCCCGAGCUCGUUACCGCGCUGCCGUCCGGCUAUCUGCAGCUACUGCGCCUCCUAUUCUUUCCAUCCGGGCUCAAUUUACGGAAUCUAGUCUGGCAUGGAUUCGUCGCACCGAUGGACCUUCCGGGAUGCUUUGCCUCGCUGCUUCUCGUGCUCUUGGUCGAGCCCGUGCUGCUCGACACUGCGAGUGCGCACUUGGUCUACGCGUCGCUGCCGUCGUUUGCACCGUCGACGGCCCCGCUUUGCGCGGCGACCCGGAACCUUUUCGCAACCUUGGACCUCGACAAUGUGUUUGCGGCUGCGUCGGUGCAAGCCAAGGCACGACAACGGCUCGUACAGCGCUCGAUCGACGCCUUGCACGACGGCCACGCACUCUUUUCCCUCUUUUUAUCGAUUCCCGUGCUCGAGUACCUCGUGCGUUGCGACUUUGUACGCGUCAAUCCUAGCGUGCCCCGGGGCAUGGCCCACGCGCAACUCUCCGAGUACUACUCGACGCUCGACGGCUUUGGCCAGCGCUCGCAGCACCAAGUGCUUCUCGCGCGCACUUUGUUCGACUCGGACGACGCCCGCAAUCGACUCUACGAGACGCUGUCACCGAGUGCGUUGGCGGCCUCGGUCGAUCUCUUCAUGUGCGCGGCCGGUCCCAACGUCCGCGCCAAGCUCUGCCACGGCGAAGUCGACUUGGUAACGUCGACGCGUCCAUGCUGUGGUGUGCACACUAGUGUUCUCUAG